Messenger RNA from Ostrinia nubilalis (European corn borer), 1018 nucleotides. RefSeq lists its product as uncharacterized. The coding region runs from base 83 to 976 and encodes 297 amino acids. The transcript has 2 exons. Lineage: Eukaryota; Metazoa; Arthropoda; Insecta; Lepidoptera; Crambidae. The record is from RefSeq and is a predicted model, not a curated record.
AGUAAAACAGGAUGUACAUGACACAGUGAUUAUUUUAUUUAAUAAAUCCCAAAUCAUCAACAGUUAAAUACAAUAAUAUGAUAUGGCGCAGUCAGGAGAUGGCAAGAACCAGGCCGCGGGUGUAAGACCCGUGAGUAUUAAAGCCGACACGAUGCAGGGAUUAAGCCUUGCCCAACCGCCGCCAUUGUCUUUUGAAGGAGAUUUGGCAAAAAACUUCAAGACAUGGAUAAGACAUGUGGAACUGUACAUGGUGGCGACUGAAUGCCAUAAAAAGAGUUCUGAAAUAAAAGCAGCAAUAUUAUUACACCUCUUGGGCGAGGAAGGAGUGGACAAAUUUGACACGAUAGACCUGCCUGAAGCUAAAAAGAAGGAUUAUGAUGAGGUAUUAAAAGCCCUUGGAGAUUAUUGCAUGCCAAAAACAAACGAAAGUAUAAAUAGACACACAUUUUUUAACAGGAAUCAGAAAGAGGGUGAAAAUAUAACAGAAUAUGUAGCCCAACUAAAGAAACUAUCAGUGACCUGCAACUUUGAGGGUCUACGUGACAGUCUCAUUAAAGACAGAAUAAUAGGAGGAUUAUUAGAUAAAACAUUGCAAGAAAGACUCUUAAGAGAGCAAGAACUAUCAUUAGAAAAGUGCAUAAAUAUGUGUAAGACCGCAGAAAUAGCGACACAAUAUAUGAGAAAACUGACAGAAGAAGACUCGAAAGAUAUUGACAAAAUAAAUAGAGAUCAUCGCCAACAACCUAUGAGUAGAGCAUUCAAAUGUAAAAGCUGCGGAUAUCAACACCCUCCACGUCGUUGUCCAGCAUAUGGCAAACAAUGUAAUUAUUGCAAGAAGAUGAACCAUUUUUCUACUGUCUGUAGGAAUCGAAUGAAGGAUCACAACAUAAAGGAAAUACAGCAGAAUCCUCAGCAAGAAACAAAUCAAGAAUAUACAUUGGGUACAGUAUACACUGACUGGACAUUGCAGGAAUAGGAGAACUGAAGGAUUAUGUUUAUGAUUUCAAGUUGAUCCCGA